This is a messenger RNA of Meira miltonrushii, 737 nucleotides long. RefSeq lists its product as uncharacterized. The record is from RefSeq and is a predicted model, not a curated record. Bases 112 to 492 code for a protein of 126 amino acids. The transcript has 4 exons. Lineage: Eukaryota; Fungi; Basidiomycota; Exobasidiomycetes; Exobasidiales; Brachybasidiaceae.
UCGUCGGCUUUUCGGUAAAGUUCCUUUAGCGCGGCGGGGUAUUGAGUUGGGCAUAUAUCACAUAUUGCGUCCAAUCGAGCAUCUUAGAGGGGGGUGUGCUCUUGAACGAGAAUGAAGCUAGUGUUGAUCAUAGUCAAAUACCAACAGCUGCAAGAUAGGCUGCAGGAGUCUUGCACACCGGUCGUAGGGCCAAAGUUGCAUCACAAGCACAGAGGUCCAGUGCAAGACUCAAAUUCUGACACAAUGAGCGCAUCCUCUGUUACAGAAUGUAGCAGGAAUCAGUAUUACGAGGAGAUUCUAGGAUACAGACCCAGCUCUCUGCAUGAGGUGGGCUUUGGAAUGCUGCUGUUAGGAUCGCUGCACCAUUCUUUCGACCAUGCAGAAUGGUCUCUCUUCCCCGAUCCUAAAGAGACUACAUCGUGCAUGUAUUCUACAACACAAGUUUACGCCAGUAUCAUGGGAAAAAUAUUCACAAAACGCGCUUUCGGAUAAAGGACGAUCUCGAACUUUCCCGAGAUGAUUUUCUAAGGUUUCACUACAAGCAAUGUAUCCUCAAACACAUUCGGGGUUAUUCGCACUUUUCUUCGUUGGGCUAAGAUCCUCAUCUAGACAGAACGAGAAUUUGGAAUUGACAUUGAUUCUACACUGCAUCCCGCUUCUGAGGCACAGUACCUCAACGAUCCAAGGCGGUACUCAAGAAGUAAUGUGGCGAUGAUUGGACUGAAUUUCCGGUGUAA